AUGAUCAAAAUCUGGUCUCUCUUUGCAAUUGUGGCUCUUUUGCCACUUGUCAUGCCAAAUACACAUCACAAACCUAAAUCAUGCUAUGAAGUUAAACAAUUCCUUAAAGCUACUGAAAAUGGCUUUUUCACUCUUUAUGAUGCUAACGGUAACCCGUUCCGAAGUUUUUGCGAUUUCGAAUCAGAACCGCCUUUCGCUUGGACAUUAAUUGAAUCUAUGACUCUCGAAAAUGCUCAAAAAGCACAACAUAAUAAGGGCUUCAGUGUCAAUAUCCCAUUAGGCGAAUGUCAUACCUCUAUGUCUCUCUUUCGCCUUCCAUCCCAUCAUAUGUCUUCUGUUUUAUCUUCUUAUGGAUCCACACAUUAUCGUUCAACAUGCAAUUUCAAUAUCAUUGAAGGAACUGGUCUAGCUAAUCGUCGCGACUAUAUAAGAUUCUCGGCAUGUAGAGGUGCUUCUACUCUCAGUAAUAUAAACGGUGGCUGUGUAGAGGUAGAUUAUAUCAAUAUCAGAGGGCAAUCAUGUAGAAAGUGCCAGAUGCCAUUUUAUGCUUCUAGUUCACAUCAUCUUCAUAUCGAUCUUACUGCCGCAGUAAGCCAUUGUAGCAAAUUUGGCUUUACUAAUUUUGUGGCUAGUGAAGACGUGUUUGGCCACUAUAACUCUCAUAAUCCAACAUUUUCUUGUACUGCCAACAAAAAUUCAACUACUGCUUGGUGGAUAGGUGGGGCAUAUGCCGAGUAA
Molecule: messenger RNA, 738 nt
Organism: Trichoplax adhaerens
Lineage: Eukaryota; Metazoa; Placozoa; Uniplacotomia; Trichoplacea; Trichoplacidae
Exons: 2
Coding region: 1-738 (245 amino acids)
Molecular function (GO): oligosaccharide binding
Source: RefSeq, a predicted model, not a curated record